UGAAGCAAGUGUCAACUUAUAGAAUUUGACGUUUAUCUGCGACUGAUUGAAUUUGUGAUUUUGAUUCUUUUCUUUCCCUUGAUGGGAAUCGAAUACUUAUAUUUAUAAAAAGCACUGUAUUAUUGGCCUGAAAAUGGCAGCUGCUGCUCUAACAGGUCAUUUCGUCACGAAAAUCAAGCCUGGUACUGGAUCUCUGGGCGUUGUUUACAUCAAGUCGGCCGCAUACAGCUCGGAUGGCAGUAAGCCGAAUGUGGCCGCUUACAAGAGAGGUACUGGCGGCCGUGCCAGCUUCAAUGGGAUUGUAGCAACUGUGUUUGGUUGCACUGGAUUUGUGGGGCGUUAUGUGAUCAACAAGCUGGGCAAGUGUGGAACACAGCUGAUCCUGCCCUACAGGGGUGAUUACUAUGAUGCUCAGAGAUUGAAGGUAGCCGGGGACUUGGGACAGGUUCUCUUCACUCCAUUUGACCUCCGCGAUGAGGAGUCCAUUGCUAAGGCAGUGCAGUACUCCAAUGUUGUCAUCAACUUAGUGGGACGGGACUAUGAAACUAAGAACUUCAAGUACAAGGAUGUUCAUGUGGAUGGCCCUAGACGUCUUGCAAGAAUUUCCCGAGAGAUGGGAGUAGACCGAUUCAUCCAUGUAUCUUACUUGAAUGCAUCCCCUAACCCUAAACCGCUGGUGCUGAUGAAACCAUCCAAGUACAAGAUCAGCAAGUACUGGGGAGAGUGUGCCGUACGAGAAGAGUUCCCGACAGCAACCAUAAUACGUGCCUCAGACAUCUACGGUUCUGAAGAUAGGUUCUUGAGAUCUUUUGCCUCGGUUGCGCGCAUUAAUGGAGAAUAUUUGCCUUUGUACAAGAAUGGUCAGGAAACUAUCAAGCAGCCUGUGUUUGUGUCUGAUGUGGCACAAGGAAUUGUGAAUGCUAUCCGUGAUCCAGAUACUAAAUGCCAAGUAUACCAGGCUGUUGGACCUAAAAGAUACCUGCUGGCAGAUUUGGUCGACUGGUUCUACGGCCUGAUGCGCAAAGACGAAAACUGGGGUUACAAACGCUACGACAUGAAAUAUGAUCCUAUUUUCUUCCCUUUGAAGGUUCUGUUUGUCAAUCUGAUUUCACCUGCCUACCCAUUGGGCGGUUUGCACUGGGAGGGACUCGAGAAGGAAGCUACAUCUGACGUAGUCGACGAAAGCCUCCCAACACUGGAAGACCUUGGCGUAUGUUUGACGAGCAUGGAAGAGCAGGUGCCUUGGGAACUGAGGCCAUUCCGUGCUCACCAGUACUACAUGGCUAAGCUAGGAGAGUUCCCAACACCACCAAACCCUAAAGUUCAAUCCUAAUUAUUGACUUAAUAAAAUCAUGUAAAAUUAUAAUUAUUACCAACUGUGAAUUUUACCUAGGGAACUGUGUAGAAUAUUUUGAAUAAAUUAUUUUCUGUUUC
Helicoverpa zea (corn earworm) is the source of this 1434-nucleotide messenger RNA. RefSeq names its product NADH dehydrogenase [ubiquinone] 1 alpha subcomplex subunit 9, mitochondrial (gene ND-39). Bases 134 to 1333 code for a protein of 399 amino acids. Gene Ontology annotation, molecular function: protein-containing complex binding. Lineage: Eukaryota; Metazoa; Arthropoda; Insecta; Lepidoptera; Noctuidae. The record is from RefSeq and is a predicted model, not a curated record. Gene Ontology annotation, cellular component: mitochondrion. The transcript is spliced from 7 exons.